UGUCGCCUCUCAGAACAUGUGACCGUCAGUGAAGAAGCAGGGGACGGAAAGAUGGCGGAACAGGCAGACGAAGGGACAGAAACACAGAAGUUGAGUCGCGUGUGACGGUUGUUGCGGUAGUUUUUUGCCGGUCAGUGUCGCUGUGUGACCGGGGGAGGAUGGCCCAUCGCUACCUGCGGCUGUCCGCGGCCUGCAGGAGCAUGUUCCGGCUGCUGCUGCCCUCCAACGCUCCGGCCAGGCUGGUGAUGUGCUCAACCACAGCUGGACAGGUAGACAGUGGGCGGAGCCUGCUGACGGAGCUGCUGGGAGCGUACAGGAAUCAGAGCUCCAAACCCCCAAAAGGUUUUGAAAAAUAUUUUCCAGAUGCUCAGAAACCUGUGAGGAAGUCUGAGACUGAAGCUGCAACUAAAGGUAGACACUACUGA
Messenger RNA from Paralichthys olivaceus (Japanese flounder), 425 nucleotides. Lineage: Eukaryota; Metazoa; Chordata; Actinopteri; Pleuronectiformes; Paralichthyidae. The record is from RefSeq and is a predicted model, not a curated record.